CUUCAUAUUUGCCUUCAAGUUGCAACCUGUUGUUUUCUGAUGAUGGAUCCAGCUGUGAUCAUCAUCUUACUUCUCUGCAAAAUAUAUUCUGCUCAAGCUGUGAGGAAUUCUGAGCUGUUUGUCGUCUCAGCUGAGCCCGGUGAAACGGUUACUCUCAUCUGCACAUCUGUAGAUGACUCAGAUGCAGAUGUUAGGAUAUGGUACAAACAAAGACUGGAGCAUAUGCCAUUGGAAGUGGGAUUACAGUUUAAAGAUAAGAAACCAAGGAUUUCAGCUUCUUUUGACCGAUCAAGAUUUAAAAUCAACAGAAUUGUGAGUGGCACUUCUCUCAGUAUUGACCCUGUUACUAAAGAAGAUGAAGGAAUGUACUUCUGUGCAGCGGCUGGAGAGAAAACAACGCACUUUUCUAAUGCUACAUUCUUAGCUGUCACAGGGCAGGUAGAAAUAUCAGUGCUCCAGACUCCAGUACGGGGCUCAGUUUCUCCAGGAGAGUCGGUCACUCUGCAGUGCACGGUCCUCUCUGAGAUCAGAGCAGCAGAACUCCGAGUGCUCUGGUUCAGAGCUGCUGCAGGACAAUCCUUUCCUGAAAUCAUUUACACUCAUCAGAACAGCAGCAGCCGUCAGUGUGAGAUCAGCUCUUCUACACACAGCUCUGUGUACAACUUCUCCAAGAACAUCCUCGACCACCACCAUACUGGAACUUACUACUGCGCUGUGGCUGCUUGUGGGAAGAUCAUUUUCGGGAAUGGAACAGCAGUAGAACUGAGUCCUGUGGAUCCUGUAGGUCCUGCAGAUCCUGUAAUGCUGACUCUGGCAGUUUUCUCAGCAGUGUGUGUGGCUGUAAUCUGCACUCAAGCCAUUUUAAUUCAUAAACUGAGAAAAUCUGAACACCACACUGGGUGAUCAAAACACUGAGAUCCCGCAUUAUGCUGCCAUCCACAUCAAAGAGAAGAAAGCCAAAGGUGGGAGAGUGAAGAGAGAACAGCCUGAAGACAUUGUGUACUCUCAAGUUAGAAGCUCCAAAGCUGCUGCUCAGCGCUCACAUCAUUUCCUGAGAUGAUCAUGAAUUAGUGAAAUUAUAUUUACUUACUAAUUCCAAUGUCUUUGUAAAUUAUUUAGAAUAUUAUUCAGAAUAAAUUAACAUUAAAGGCUAAAAAUCAUUGGGCCGUCCUCAAAAAAAUAUCAUAUAGAUUA
Colossoma macropomum (tambaqui) is the source of this 1194-nucleotide messenger RNA. RefSeq lists its product as uncharacterized. Gene Ontology annotation, biological process: response to bacterium. The record is from RefSeq and is a predicted model, not a curated record. The transcript has 5 exons. The coding region runs from base 40 to 903 and encodes 287 amino acids. NCBI's taxonomy places the organism in Eukaryota, Metazoa, Chordata, Actinopteri, Characiformes, Serrasalmidae.